ACCUGAAAGAACUGCAGCUGCUCGAGACGUAGAAAUCCUAGAAACACCAUCCUCAACAACCGUUAUUCCGUUGUAUCACAGCAUUUUUGAAUACUAUUGUACCUACUAAAGUCUCGCCUCACACCUUUGUUUCUGGAAGCGCAUUUGGUCAUUGUGGCCUCUUAGUGCCUCUAACACCUUGGCUAUUAUAAAGUCCGUUCAUCCUAAGAUGAGCGACCGUAGGACAUCGUUUAUGUUGGACUCCUCUACGGAGCUGGCGUCAGAAACCUCGCCAUCCAUACUUCCAACGGCGGAAGGGCCUGCAUCUUGGACGACAUCGCAGGGUGAUGACAUAGAGGGCGGACUAGAAGGCAUGGAAGAUGAAGGUGACAUGCAGGAUUCUGAUGACCUAGACACGACUGAUAACUUUGACCAAGAAUUGGACGAGAGCCGUGAUCAUGACCAAGAAGAAGAAGAUGACUUAGAAACGAAGAUGGAUGAAUUAUACCAUCAGCUACAAGUGGAGACAAAGGCUAAGGAAUCGGCUGAAAGUUUGUUAGAGGUGUAUCGUAGCAACGGUGUAGGCAGCCAAGGGAAUAACAAAUUAAGGAAUCAGGUCGAGCAAGAGUUGCAGGCAACGAUGGCGAGGAUAGCAGAAAUCAACUUACAAUUGGACUACUAUAAACAGAGAGCAUUUGACCCCCCGUCAUUUGGUUAUCUUCCAGAUCAAGACUUGAAGGACUCGCAAACUACUAUUCCUGUAGUAACGGGGAGAAGCCAUUCAAACUCUUUUUCGACCAGUGACUAUGCUGAUAAUGAAGAUGAUCGACAAAGCAUACACUCCGCUGUAUCAGACAUUGUGGGCUCGCUUCGAAGUCUUCUGGAUUCACCAUCCAUUCGGCUUGAGCAGCUCUCAAAUUUAGCCAACAUAUUGAAGCAGAACCAACAGGUUCAUCCAGGAUACCCAAUACAGGAACUAGUAUCGUGUCUUCGAUUUUGUUUAGCGAGCACUGUCAGAGAAAUACGUAUGAAUGCAUACAGAUGCCUUCGACUUCUUUCAGGAUCAGAGCCACUCGGGCAGGUUUUAACGACUCAAAAAUUGGAUAUUUUCAUCAUCAGGUCACUCAUGGCAGACCAUCGUGUCGAGUCGGAGAGAAUAGAGGCACUCAAGCUCGUAAGGUGCUUUGUGACGACCAAGGAAGGCAUGCAGCACCUAUCGGAUGGUAUUGUGAGGGCAGUCAUUGCUAUAGCGGAGCAGAGUGAUGAGAAGCUAAGGAACGCUUGUCUGGAAACCCUUGGUGAAAUGGUUAUGUCUGAUCCAAAACCUGUCGCGCGCUGUGGAGGCUUCAGGCCUAUCCUGGUCGCGUUAUCAGAAAAUCUCCAGGAUUUGUCCGAUGGUUUGCUCAAAGUAUUUUUGUAUAUGUUGGAGAGUCCUGACACUCGAAUUUAUCUGCGACAGGGUCUUGAUUCAGAAAUGGUGAUGUCGGUUUUCACUGACAUAUAUUCUCAAGGACCGUCUUAUAUGGAGCGUGUGAAAGCCUCGGGGCGUAUUGUCACGUCGAUGAUUAGGUCUUGGGCUGGGUUAUUUGAUCUUUGUGCAAACGAUAAGCGUGCGAUCCGAUCAUUGGUUCAGUCUAUUAAGCUUCCAAUACAGGAAAACAGAAAAGUGCUAUUGAAUAUGUUUUACGAGAUAUUCCGCAUACGAAUUCCAAUUUGGCUCAAGGAGUUUUUAGAUGGGAAGCAUGUUAAACCUACACAAGAUGAUCUUGAUAGCUACUGGGAGUCGAACCUGCAGCCUCUUGGGCUCGUAGAUCAUCAUCAAAGUAUUGUGCUUACAGUCUUCAUUGACGCAGGAUUGAUUGAGAUGUUGACCGCUCUCAUUGUAGAGAAUAGUGGGAAUAUCAAGUGUGAAGAUUUGGAGGCUAAAAAAAUAUUAAGGAAAGCUGCUCUGCUGAUACCUGAGCUUAUGCAGCUCGCAUACAAGAUCCUGCCACCUGAUAAGAGUAUCCACAUCCAGACGUUGCCUUCGUUAUUUCAAGUCGCGACAAACUUUGAUGACCCUGUUCUUCGCCAUAUCGCAGCCAGUGCUUUCCGGUUCAUUGAUGCUCUCAGCCGGACGUCGAGAGGUAUCGCUGCGGAGAAAAUGGAUGAUGGCCGCGGGCGAAAGAAUAUAGACAGAAUCAAGCUAAGAAUAGGAUAUCAAUUAGAUGACGCUAAUUUCCGAUCGAUGCUGAAUGAGACGCAGGUGUUGGCCACGAAGGAUGCUUCUAAAUGGCAGUUGGAUUUGAUAUUGGAGGUUAUUCAGGGUCCCAUGCUUAAUCCUCGACGAUUAGAUGAGGCGACGCGUAACACAAAGUUCAUAAAGCGUUUGCUUGCUUUCUAUAGACCCCUAGACCAUACCAACCAGAGUCAGCCUGAUUUUGAGGAUCUUCAAAAAUACACCAAAAUAGGAUGCGCGCUUUUCGAGACACUUGCAAACAGUACCGAGGGAGCAAAAUACCUUGCUCAAAACAAAAUAUUGAGACUGAUCGCGGAUGGACUUGCUCAACUGGAUCCGAUGCAAGGCCAUCCAGGAUCAGAGGACAUAUUUUCAAGAGAAAAAAUGGAAACAACAAUAUCGUCAGGGUACUUUGAAAUGCUAGGCACUCUCUGUAAAUCCCGUAGUGGAUCAUGGCUACUGGAAAAAUUUAAAAUAUUCAAUCUUUACUAUCGAUUGAGCGAACUAAGGAGCCGCGAUGAUAUAGUUAAGCGAAUUAUCACAUCAAUGGAUUAUAGCAUGGAUGGGCAUCCGCGCGUGAUUUUAUCGAAAAUUAUGACCUCAGGGUACAAGCAUAUCCGGUUAUAUGCAACCCAGCAUCUUGGGACGGUGAUUAAAAAUGACAAGAAUGAGUUCACUGACUGGGGAAUCCGGCUAUUGUGUACACAGCUCUGCGACCCUUCUUUAGAAGUAUGUUAUAUGGCAGUAAAAGUGUUGGACGAAGCCUGUGCUCAACGGAAAAACCUGGAUCUUCUCAUUCGACUUCGACCAAACCUUGACCAUCUGGGUGAGGCCGGUAACCCUUUAUUGCUAAGGUUCCUAUCCACAUCCAAAGGAUUUCGUUACUUGAAUGAUAUGUCAUAUAUCGAGGGACAAAUGGACGACUGGUUUAUGUUUGCAAACAGGCAGUAUAUGAUCCAAACUGAGGUCAAACUUGCUAGAGCGAUGGAGAUUCAGCGGUUUAAUCCCUUUUCUGAAGAUGGUCGAUUUGAAAAUGAAGCCGAACUUCAAAUUACUCACGCUAAACAGGUUAUUACGCCGCAUUUCUAUGGCGAGUUGACAAGAACUGACGAAGGAUGCGAGCUAUUGAGGAAGCGAGGUCACUUUGCUGUCUACGCUCGCUUUAUCCGAGAGCACUGUGCUGAGUUUAAAGACUCAACCAUCAUCAGCGAACUCAAGUCGAUUCUUUGGGCUGUGGGUAACAUUGGAUCAACAACCAGGGGCCUGCCUUUUUUAGAAGAAGAAGAUCUAAUCAAGUACAUUGUUGGAAUGGCAGAGCGUUCCAAAGUAUUAUCUUUGAAGGGGACAUGUUUCUAUGUAUUAGGUCUGAUGUGCAAAACAACACAGGGUAUUGAAAUCCUUGAAGAUUACGGCUGGCAAGGCAUUAUGCAUCGUGAUCGAAUGCCACGAGGUUUGUGCUUGCCCAAGGAUUUGGAUCGAUUUCUGGAGGUUCCUCGCUGGGAUCAUUACCGGGAAGUUGUUCCCAAAGUUUUGAUACCUCUGGCCAUUGAAGGGGAUGUUGUGGAGAAGGAAAUUUUGCGAUGUACUGGUGAACUUGGGAACGAUAUUCUUACAGGUGGUGCCUCUAAGAAACUGGCCAAAAUUAAGACUGAGCACCCAACGUAUUUCGGGAGCCUUCCUUUGUACAUGGCAGUAAUUGAAUUACUUGGCCAUUAUCAUUUCAGGCUUCCUGUCCGUCGAUUUAUUCUUGGUCUGUUUGAUAUGAAGUUCGAAGGCUCCAUGUGGGAACGACUGGAUAGUCUAGGGUCAGCGCCAACUACAGGAAAAGUAAUAAUGCCGAAAAUGGCCUCGUCGUGGACAGAGACGAUGGCGAUACCCAGAGAUUCCCUGGAUGUUGUUGGGCGCUCAAGCUUUGAUGGCGCUACGGGAACAACUGGAGCUAAUGGCACCAUUCCACGACCCCGAAUUGCCUCUGAUGCUCUGCAAGAACCACACCGCCCUUCGUCGGCGUACCCAUUGGCAGCUACAGAAGAAGCGACAAUGGAUAUUCGCCCGAAUGAUGAACUUCCGGCAGUAGAUACACAAAUAGCUUCGACUCGCCACCUCAAUAGAAAUGGCAACGAUCUUGGAGUUAUGGAUGCAAUCUCACUUUCACAGCCUCCAAUUCCCCCUCCUCGGCCACCGCCUAAUGCAUACGAGAUUCUUUAUACCAACAAGCCGUACCAUAGAAGCUUUGCGAGGGAAGCGGGCUUGGCUCCACUUCCGCCACGCGUGAAAAUCCAAUUAGAUGAACCAGUGAUGGAUGAAGAUUUGAUGCCGAUGGAAGCCUGGCCAUAGAGCGUUCUACAUAAUGAACUCCCAAAAAAAAUAGAUAACUUUUUUUUUACCCAAGUCAUGAGAUAAAAAAAGUGAAAUAG
Molecule: messenger RNA, 4614 nt
Organism: Lobosporangium transversale
Lineage: Eukaryota; Fungi; Mortierellomycota; Mortierellomycetes; Mortierellales; Mortierellaceae
Product: Rapamycin-insensitive companion of mTOR, N-term-domain-containing protein
Exons: 26
Coding region: 209-4534 (1441 amino acids)
Biological process (GO): TORC2 signaling
Cellular component (GO): TORC2 complex
Source: RefSeq, a predicted model, not a curated record